UCUUCGUACUGAAAACCCUUCUCUUUUCCUCCAUAUAGUUUUGUGAUUGUAGUGUGAGAAGCAGAGAUAAGAAAAUGGCUGUGACCUCAGAUGCGAUUUCGAUUAUAUUGGCGAACCCAACUCCGGAUUCGUCCAAGAUCCCAGAUAUUGUUGUCCAAGUUGUCGAUCUGAAACCUACGGGAAGUAAAUACAUGUUUAUGGCAUCUGACGGGAAGACUAAGCUUCGAGCAAUUCUUCAGUCAUCACUGUCUUCUGAAGUCAUUUCAGGGAAGAUUCAAAAUCUGGGUCUUAUUCGCAUCCUUGAUUACACUGUCAAUGAUAUCCCAACUAAAAAUGAGAAGUACUUGAUUGUCAGUAAAUGUGAGGUUGUAUCUCCUGCUCUCGAAGAGGAAAUCAAAACUGAGGCCAAACCUGAAGAAUCAGAAACGGUGAUGAAGAGUGAGGCAGUAAAUAUAGGAAAUGGAAUUUUUUUGAAGCCAAAGCAAGAAAUGCUUGCUAAAUCAGCUGCCCAAAUAGUUCAUGAACUAAAUGGGAACUCGGCACCAUCAGCAAGAUUGGCAAUUACAAGAAGAGUUCAUCCUCUUGCAUCCUUGAAUCCUUAUCAAGGUAACUGGAUCAUAAAGGUUCGUGUUACUUCUAAAGGAAAUAUGAGAACAUACAAAAAUCAAAGAGGGGAAGGCUGUGUUUUCAAUGUCGAAUUGACUGAUGAAGAUGGGACUCAAAUCCAGGCUACCAUGUUUAAUGAAUCUGCAAAGAAGUUUUAUGAUAAGUUUGAAAUGGGGAAAGUUUACUAUGUCUCAAAUGGAAAUCUUAAACUUGCAAACAAGAAUUUCAAGACUGUUAAAAAUGAUUACGAGAUGACAUUGAAUGAAAGCUCUUUGGUUGAGGAAGCUAUUAAUGAGGCAGCUUUUAUUCCUGAAACACAAUUUACUUUUGUUCAAAUUGAUCAGUUGGGCCCAUAUGUCAAUUCAAAGGAGCUAGUUGAUGUUGUUGGUGUGGUUCAAACUGUAUCUCCCACAAUGAGCAUUAGGAGAAAAAGUGAUAACGAGAUAAUCCCAAAGCGUGAUAUUACUAUUGCAGAUGAAACGAAGAAGACUGUUGUGAUAUCUCUCUGGAAUGAUCUUGCCACUAAUGCAGGACAAGAAUUGCUGGACAUGGCUGAUAAGUCACCUGUUAUUGCAAUUAAAUCUCUCAAAGUUGGAGAUUUUAAUGGUGUUUCGUUGUCAACAUUGGGCAGAAGUGUUCUUGUUAUUAAUCCAGAAAUACCUGAAGCUGGAAAGUUGAGAUCUUGGUAUGAUUCUGAAGGGAAGGAAGCUUCAAUGGCAUCUAUUGGCUCUGCUGUAGGUUCCACCAAGACUGGAAAGCAUUCCAUGUACACUGAUAGAGUCUUCUUAUCCCACAUUACUAGUAAUCCGUCUCUUGGAGAAGACAAGCCUGUGUUUUUCAGUGUAAGAGGAUAUAUAAGCCUUAUCAAGCCAGACCAAGCCAUGUGGUAUCGGGCUUGUAAGACAUGCAGCAAAAAGGUAACUGAAGCUAUUGGAUCUGGUUAUUGGUGUGAAGGAUGCCAGAAGAAUGAUGAUGAAUGCAAUUUGAGGUACAUAAUGGUGGCAAAAGUUUCAGAUGCAAGUGGAGAAGCUUGGUUGUCUACCUUUAAUGAACAAGCUGAGAAAAUAAUUGGGCAUUCUGCUGAUGAUCUUGACAAGAUGAAAUCCCAGGAAAUGGGAGAAGGGAAUCAAUUUCAAAUGAAACUGAAAGAGGCCACAUGGGUUCCUCAUGUGUUCCGAGUGAGCGUAGUUAAUCAAGAGUACAUGAGCGAGAAAAGGCAGAGGAUAACAGUUCGGGCAGUUGCUCCUGUUGAUUUUGCUGUUGAAAGCAAGUUAAUGUUGGAAGAGAUAUUAUCAAAGAAAGCUUCUGCAUAAUAAUAGAAUAGAAGCACAAUAUAUUUCUUGUUCAAGUUGGCUUUGUCUUGUAUUAGAACUAAAGCAUUCUGGUUUAUCAUAACAUGGAGUACUUUUGUUGUG
Impatiens glandulifera is the source of this 2021-nucleotide messenger RNA. RefSeq names its product replication protein A 70 kDa DNA-binding subunit B. NCBI's taxonomy places the organism in Eukaryota, Viridiplantae, Streptophyta, Magnoliopsida, Ericales, Balsaminaceae. Bases 75 to 1919 code for a protein of 614 amino acids. Gene Ontology annotation, biological process: DNA replication; meiotic cell cycle; telomere maintenance via telomerase. Gene Ontology annotation, molecular function: single-stranded telomeric DNA binding; damaged DNA binding. The record is from RefSeq and is a predicted model, not a curated record. Gene Ontology annotation, cellular component: DNA replication factor A complex; nucleus. The transcript is spliced from 12 exons.